UAUGAUGAAUCAGAGUCAUCAGUGGUCUGCAGAGACGUUCAGCCUCUGUUUUGAAUCCAUAAAUGACUCCUGCGUUAAGACAGUCUAUUCUCCGGUGUUCCGUGCUCCUCUAUACCUCCUCUUUAUUAUUGCUAUCAUUCUGAUAGUGUUUGGUAACCUGUGGGUCAUCUGCACCAUCUCCUUUUUCCAGCAGCUCCACACACCCACCAACUACCUGAUCCUCUCAAUGGCCGUAUCGGAUCUGCUUCUGGGCAGUUUUGUCAUGCCCCCGAGUAUGUUGCGCUCUUUGGAAACGUGCUGGUACUUUGGUGACUUUUUCUGCAAGUUUCACUCUGCUACUGACUUUACACUGUGCAAUGCAUCUGUUUUACACCUCGUGUUCAUCUCGAUCGACCGAUAUUAUGCAGUUUGCCAACCGUUUCACUAUCAGAGCAGAAUGACCACACGUGUGAGCGUAUUCAUGAUCCUGAUCAGCUGGAGUUUCUCUGCCUUUUUCGGCUUCGGUAUUAUAUUCUCAGAGCUGAAAAUCGAAAAAAAAAGAACCGAGGAGUUGCAUGUUGCUUGUAAAGGAGGAUGUUUAGCAUUGCACGGCCGAGAAAUCGGAGUAACGUAUUCGCUUGUGUUUUAUUUCCUCCCCAUGUUUAUAAUUGUCAGCCUGUACAGCAGGGUUUUCAUUAUAGCACUCAAACAUGUCCGUGUUAUAAAUAGCGCCGCAAGCUCAUUAUCAGCUACUAAAAUGGAUUUGAAAGCCACUAAAACGCUUGCUAUCAUCAUUGGAGUUUUCAUGUCUUGUUGGACGCCUUAUUUCAUGUGCAACAUCAUCGAUCCUAUUGUCAACCAUACAAUACCGGCUCUGCUGUAUGAGGUUCUGAUGUGGGUGGCUUAUCUGAACGCAGUGUUCAACCCCUUGGUUUAUGCCUUUUUUUACAGCUGGUUCAGAGAUAAAUCCAAACUUUUGUUGGAGAAAUUGUAUAAAUUGUGCUAA
Danio rerio (zebrafish) is the source of this 985-nucleotide messenger RNA. It is a transcript of the gene taar11, whose product is annotated as trace amine-associated receptor 11. NCBI's taxonomy places the organism in Eukaryota, Metazoa, Chordata, Actinopteri, Cypriniformes, Danionidae. Gene Ontology annotation, biological process: G protein-coupled receptor signaling pathway; signal transduction. Gene Ontology annotation, cellular component: membrane; plasma membrane. The record is from RefSeq and is marked provisional. Gene Ontology annotation, molecular function: trace-amine receptor activity; G protein-coupled receptor activity.